Messenger RNA from Hyaloperonospora brassicae, 3882 nucleotides. The record is from the annotation of a GenBank genome assembly. Lineage: Eukaryota; Oomycota; Peronosporomycetes; Peronosporales; Peronosporaceae.
AUGUUGCGCGUCCGCCGCCUCGUGACGCUCUCGCAACGCGCGCAGUUCCUUCCCGACUCGAGUCUCCAGCGGCUGAGCAGCUUCCAUCGCCUCGCGCGAGUCCGUGCCUCGUCCGUCGCUUCGUUGCCAGUGCAGCGUCGCUGGACGUCCUGCGCGACGACGGACAGCGUCGGCCGUGAGUCGGACGUCGACCGUCGGACCACGUUAUUGGCCGAGCUCGACGUCUACUGCGACAGUGGCAAGUGGCGCCAGGCGCUCGAGCUUCUGGACCGCGUGGACAAGGACGAGGCACUGCCGAAGCUCGACGCUGCAAUGUACGAGCGUGCGAUUGCGGCGUGUGCUCGCACGGGCAAAGUUGAAGUGCUGCCUGGUCUGCUGAACAACAUGCUCGUGGACGACUUGACGCCCACAAGUGUGACAAUGGACUACAUCAUCCAGGCAUACCUGGCGAAAGAGCACUGGGGGCUAAUUGUACAGCUGGCCCGUGAGGCCACGGCCAUGGGUGUCGAGCUCUCUCCUGCUGCCUUUCACGCUAUCAUGGAGGCUUGUGGACAGGUGAAAGAUGCGGACAGUGCUAUGACUAUCAUGACUCACCUGAGUAACGCUGGCAUGGUGCUCACGACGGACCACUACGGUGCAGCUAUCCGGGCUGCAGGCAUGGCCAAGCGACCGGAUACGGCGAUGGCGCUGUUUGUGCAGAUGGAAGAGCACGAUGGACUCCAGGACGACGGACAAGCGUUUAAUCAACUGAUCCGUAGCCAAGUGCUGAACGGAGAGCUGGAACAGGCGCUGCAGAGCUUUGUUGUCGCCACGCAGCGCGGGCUGAGUGUAGCAGAACCGACCUACACGUGUGCGAUUGACGCGCUUGUGACGGAUGCCAAGUACUGGCAAGCCACGCGGUUGUUUGAACAAAUGCUGGAGCGCGGCGAGAAGACACCCACGGUGUUUUGUCUGGGUCGCGCGAUCAUUGCUUACACUGGCGCUAACCGUAGCCAGCACGCUCGAGCGUGUUGGCAAAAGAUCGUGGAGAUGAACGAGCCCAGUCCUAUUCCGACAAAGUACAACAAGAUGUUGCAAGGACUCACGCGUGUCAGCGAUACGAACCUCGUGGUGGACGUGUUUGAACACAUGCAGAAGCUGUUUGAACCCGGCCAGAUCCAUCAGGGGGCCUACACAACAGCGAUCCGCGCGUACGGUCGAAGGGGCGACACGCAAAGAGCAGUGGAUCUGUUCGAUGAGUACAUUGAGAGCUGCAAGACCACGAAGAGGAUAUCAUACUUUGUUGGCAUCUACUUGGCGUUGUUCAACGCACUUUCCCGCGACACUGUACGUGAUCCUAGGCUCAACACUCGCGACGCCAAGCGCGCUUGGAUGAUCAUGUCUGCGAAUGUACCAGUCGUGCUCCCACCCGCUUACGCUAGUCUUGCAGGCGUGUUUGCGAGCACCGGUGACAUCGAUACGCUCGAGGAGCUGAUCGAGCAAGCUGACCUGAGAUGGGGUGCCACGUCUGAAGCAAUGCAUUCGCAGGAAGUGGAUGAGGACGGUAUGGAAUCGGAAGCAGUUGCGAUAUUCGACGACGAUGAUGUCGAGCCGGGUCAUGGCAACGGUGGUAGGAACAACAAGGCGUUGUUGUUUAACGGUGUGAUCAGUGGCUUGGCUAAGGCGCGGGACGACCAGACGGCGAAUAUUGAGACUUACCUGGACGUGAUUCUUUCGCGCGGACUUCCGAUCACGGACUCAAUCGUGCGCGCAACAACGGACGCAUGCAUCCGCUUCGAGAACUGGGACUUGAUGGAGAAGCUACUGACAAUGGUUGACGUGGACGCAUGGGAGAAUCCCGAAGCUUGUGCAGGGGACACGAUAUCGAAGCUGCUUGAUGCGGGCAACUGGAGUUCGGCUCGGCAGUGGUUGAUGUUUUGUCAUCACCACGGGCUGCGUCCUUCCGUACGUCGCAAAGCAGAGCUGCUACGAGAAAUGGCCGCGACCCAAAGCAGGGAGUGGCGAGUUGCGUACGCAUUGGCCAACAUGAUCAUGUCCUUCCGCCGGCUGGUUCAACACAACGUGGACAGCAUUGCCGAUGCAGUUGACGUAUGCAUGAACGCUGAACGCACGGACUUGGCCGUGAGGAUUUUCGACGCCGUCGCGAGACACGCGUCACUGCGAUAUUAUCGCAACUACCAGCAGGAGAUGCAAGCCGAUCCAGAUGCGUCUCAGUCCUCGCGACCUGACGCGGUGCGUGUGGAGAUCCCGCUUCGCAUGUACAAGAAUGCGAUUCUCUCGCUGGUCCGCCAGCCCAAGGGCGAGGAUACGAGUGUUAGUUACAAUGGACGUAUGGCCAAAGCGGAGCGCAUUUGCAGGCACAUGCUGGAGGUGCAUGGCAAGAAUCUGGACGGCGAUGCACUGUCGAUGGCUAUCUCGAUCAAAGCUUCGGCAGGGGACCACGACGACGUCGGAGCUCUGUACGAAUCCAUGCGCGCGCUUGGCCUCCAGCCCAACUCAUACGCUCAAAACGCGGCGAUUGUCGCCUUUUCACGUCAGCGUCGCACGGAUCAAGUGCUUGCUAUCUGCGACGAGCUCAAGUCAACUGUUGAUGAUCAUGGCGAGAUCAGAACGGUCGAACCGAACGUGGCCAGGUCCUUACUCUUAUCGCUCGCACUUGCCCACGAAGAUGACGCGCUUCGCGACGCAGUGCAGACUCUGCCAGGAUGUACGAUGGAUGUCGCCUUGAAUGUGCUGGUGGGUAUGAACCGAGCUGUCGACUCGGUGGAGUUUUUUGACGAAACCGUGUCUGCCGACACGUUUGAGUCGCUUUUUCGUGAGCUGUGUGAGUCUGGCAACCCCGUCCUUGGCGCAACGCUUCUGCUCAAGUAUGCUCGGCUGCACGGCCUGACCGAGGUGCAUCCCGAGCGUGUGAUCCGCGUAACCGACGCUCUUGCUGAGUCGGGCAAUUUCGUUGAGGCAGAGAAGCUGUUGCAGAUGUACUUGGACGGAAGCAACGGUGUGUCACUGAAGCAGAUGCCGGCAUACUUCCAGCAACACGCGAUCGAGAUGCUGCUGUUCGUUUAUGGCGAGUUUGGCCACUUCGAUGCCAUGCGUGCACUGUUUGAGAAGGAGUUGAUGGUAUCUCUGUUCGAGGUCGCGCACUAUGAGGCAGCAAUGGAGUACUGCGCGCAAUCGCGUGACGAGCUGGCAGGUGCGGUGGCUAGUCUGAAGCUGUUUGAGCUGCUGCGCACUCGUGGAUUCAUCCAGCCGAGCGGGUACACGUAUUUAUUGACGCUCCAGAGCUGCCUGCGUCUGGAACGCUUGGAGCCCGCGAACGCUUCUGCGGUAAAGUCCACGGGCCAGGUCAUUUUGGGCGACGUGCAAGAGCACGGGUUCCAAGCGCUGGUUGCGGACGAGCUGAGGAAGCAAGUUGUAUCUGCGUACAAGCAGGUUCAGAUCAAGAGUCGGACGAAGUUUCGUCGGAUCAACAAAGAGUGGAACUCACCUAACACGAGCGUUAUGAGUCUGGAAGAGCUUGCGCGCAUCACACUCUUUUGUCACCACCACGGCAUGUCCAUCCCGAUGGACCUGGUCGACAAGUUGCUGAGACUGCACCGCCACUUGCCAGCUCUGCUCGCGAACGAGUUGGCGUCCGUGAAGCGCUCGCUCCAAAAGGGACCGGACGCAGUUGGUGCUCCUCGCUCGGGCGUCAAGAACGUCCCGACUAAGCGGGUGAUUGUGAAGCGAACUGCUGCCAAGACGAAGCGCAUAGCUCCCAUUUUUGCACAAGAGUCUGGACAGAGGCGGCCGCGGAGCAAGAGCUACCAGGCUGCCGUGCGUGCAGCCACUGAUGCGCGGUGGGGUGCUGUUCUCGAGCGAAUUGCGACGGACAAGGACUAG